CUCAUUAUACCUCGAAGAUAAUUACGGGUGAAGUUCCUAAUGAAAUCGGAACAAAUGUUAAACAAUUUACAAGUGUAUAUAUAUUGAAAUAUAAACGUGAAUCUGAUAUUGACUUUGUACUGUCUCCGGUACUCGAUAAAGAUAUACCAGAACAUUUGCAAAGACGCUUAAAUGAAGUGAAGGCUUUAUAUAAACAGAGAAGAAAAGAAGCUGAAGAGCGGUUUGAUCUCGCUAAUAUUGACAAUCGACAAUAUCCAAUAUCUGAAGUUACACAGUUUAUGGUUUUAAAAA
Racocetra persica is the source of this 291-nucleotide messenger RNA. Lineage: Eukaryota; Fungi; Glomeromycota; Glomeromycetes; Diversisporales; Gigasporaceae. The record is from the annotation of a GenBank genome assembly.